Cercocebus atys (sooty mangabey) is the source of this 3187-nucleotide messenger RNA. RefSeq names its product acyl-CoA thioesterase 11 (gene ACOT11). Bases 172 to 1971 code for a protein of 599 amino acids. Gene Ontology annotation, molecular function: lipid binding; thiolester hydrolase activity. Lineage: Eukaryota; Metazoa; Chordata; Mammalia; Primates; Cercopithecidae. The transcript has 15 exons. The record is from RefSeq and is a predicted model, not a curated record. Gene Ontology annotation, cellular component: extracellular exosome.
GAAGAGAGGCGGGACGCGGGGUGAUCACAGCUGGCUCUGGUGGGCGGGCAGGAGCUGGGGAGGAGGAGCAGGAGAGGCCCACAGGCUUCAUUUGGAGCGGGGCCUGGCUGUUGCUCAGGUGACCAGCUUUUGUCUCUGGGAGGGUGCUGCUUUCCCUGGCCACCCGGCGCGAUGAUCCAGAAUGUCGGAAAUCACCUGCGACGGGGGUUGGCCUCUGUGUUCUCCAGUCGCACAUCCCGGAAGUCAGCCUCACGUGCAGGGAACGACAGUGCCAUGGCAGACGGCGAAGGAUACCGGAACCCCACGGAAGUGCAGAUGAGCCAGCUGGUACUGCCCUGCCACACCAACCAACGCGGCGAGCUGAGUGUCGGGCAGCUGCUCAAGUGGAUUGACACCACAGCCUGCCUGUCCGCGGAGAGGCACGCUGGCUGCCCCUGUGUCACAGCUUCCAUGGAUGACAUCUAUUUUGAGCACACCAUUAGUGUUGGACAAGUGGGAAUUAUCAACGGCCAGGGUGAACGCGGGCCUGUUCAAGCCCAGGGCAUGGAGUGUGACCUUGGCUCAGGCCACCCUCAACUUCCCCUCCUGUCUGCCCUGACCCUGUCUGUGGCAUCUCUGAGAGUCUGCAAGCCAAGCCAAGGGCAAUGCCAGCUCUUUGAUGGACCCUCCCUGAAGAAGUCUCUCCAUGGGAGAUGGGAGACAAAUGACACCACCUUGGAUUUGGUGGAGCAUGGGCUGCCCUUGGGAAUGUUCUCACCUCCCCGCUUCCCUCCCUCACCCCAUCCCUGGUCAGAUCUGGAGAGCAGAGACUGCAGCCACAUGGUGCCGGCCGAGAAGACUCGUGUGGAGAGCGUGGAGCUGGUCCUGCCUCCCCAUGCCAAUCACCAGGGCAACACCUUUGGGGGCCAGAUCAUGGCCUGGAUGGAGAAUGUGGCCACCAUUGCAGCCAGUCGGCUCUGCCGUGCCCACCCUACGCUGAAGGCCAUUGAGAUGUUCCACUUCCGAGGCCCGUCCCAGGUCGGCGACCGUCUGGUGCUCAAAGCCAUCGUGAACAAUGCCUUCAAACAUAGCAUGGAGGUGGGCGUAUGUGUGGAGGCCUAUCGCCAGCAGGCUGAGACCCACCGGCGCCACAUCAACAGUGCCUUUAUGACCUUUGUGGUCCUGGACGCAGAUGACCAGCCCCAGCUGCUGCCUUGGAUUCGGCCCCAGCCCGGGGAUGGCGAGCGGCGGUACCGAGAGGCCAGUGCCAGAAAGAAGAUCCGCCUAGACAGGAAGUACAUUGUGUCCUGUAAGCAGACAGAGGUGCCCCUCUCCGUCCCCUGGGACCCUAGCAACCAGGUGUACCUGAGCUACAAUAACGUCUCCUCCCUGAGGAUGCUCGUGGCCAAGGACAACUGGGUGCUGUCCUCGGAGAUCAAUCAGGUCCGCCUGUACACUCUGGAGGAUGACAAGUUCCUCUCCUUCCACAUGGAGAUGGUCGUGCAUGUGGAUGCAGCCCAGGCCUUCCUGCUGCUCUCGGACCUGCGUCGGAGGCCAGAGUGGGACAAGCACUACCGGAGCGUGGAGCUAGUGCAGCAGGUGGAUGAGGACGAUGCCAUCUACCACGUCACCAGCCCUGCCCUUGGAGGUCACACAAAGCCACAGGACUUCGUGAUCCUGGCCUCGAGGCGGAAGCCUUGUGACAAUGGGGACCCCUAUGUCAUUGCGCUGAGGUCGGUCACGCUGCCCACACACCGAGAGACGCCAGAGUACAGACGCGGAGAGACCCUCUGCUCAGGCUUCUGCUUCUGGCGCGAGGGGGACCAGCUGACCAAGGUGUCCUACUACAACCAGGCUACCCCAGGUGUUCUCAACUAUGUGACUACCAAUGUGGCCGGCCUCUCCUCUGAGUUCUACACCACCUUCAAGGCUUGUGAGCAGUUUCUCUUGGACAACCGGAAUGAUCUGGCCCCCAGCCUCCAGACCCUCUAGAUGCCCUCAGUGGCCACAUCAUGCCCACUCCCACUCCAUCCUGCCCCCAAGGACUCACAUACAGUGCCUGGAGAAAGCCAAAGGCCUUUAUUUCUUCCUGCCUCCCCGUGGGAAGCCUCCGCCCUGGAGCCCGCUGGGCCACCACCCCGGGGUGCUCAGUUUCUGCCAACAUCGGCCAGCAAGUCCUUGCGGUGCCCCUGGGGCAGCCUGUAGUAGACUCGGGUCCUAUCCACAGCCCUGGCUGCCAGCAGCACUGUCCUCACAGAGGCAUAGUCGCCCCCCGCUGGGCUGUGCUCCACUGUGACGGUGGCCCGGGGGGAGGAUGCCAGCAGCCUGGCUAUGGCUCCAGCUGUGCUGUGACCCAGCAGUAUGGCCUGCAUCUGGAAGGACACAGGUUGCCAAAGCCCCUGGCACAGCUCUAGCAUAUCUGUGAGCAGAUGUUCUCUAUAGCCACUGCCCAGCACCUCCUCAGGCCAGCCUGGUGCCACAGUCACGUGGGGGAAGACCUCAGCCACAGCUGUAAGCAGCUCUCUGCCAGCCACAUGGCCAGGGACCGAAAAACUCCCGUGGGAGAUUUUGGCCCCAACCCACACAGGCCAAUGCAAGAGGCCAAGGCUGGAGAGGUGUGCCAGCAAGGCCAGGGACGGCCGGAGGGCUGCGGGCUCUGCUAUUUGCAAAUGGAUGCCCCAGUGUCCGGUUCGUGUGGCCAGCUGUUGCAGGCAGGACUCCAGCGUCAGGAUGCUGCCACUUGGAGCAUGAACAAUGGGCACGGGGUUUUCAGCCACAGUUCCCUCGAGGCCAGUGUUCAGCAGGAUCAUGCCUUCUGUGUCUGGAAGAGGCAGCAAGGGCAACAGGGUUUAGGAUUUGGGUUAUCAUAGGUUUUAGAGUCCCUUGUUAAAGGGGCAGUGGGAGUUAUGGAGUCAUCAAGGAUCUUGCCUCUCUGGAAUCUGUCAACCCAUUUUUGGGCUCCAGGUAGAUGGGUUGCUUUAUAAAUGUGCCUGGUGCGUGAGAAACUCUUGCUUCAGCUCUUGGCCUUUACCCAUGACUCAGUCUGGGGCCUGGUGCCGGCCUUGCCCAUAGCACUGUGGCUGAGGACUGGUCUGAAGGCCAGGAGCCCUGUGCUUUUGACAUCACUGUACUCCCUCUCCCUCUCCCGCAACCCUGCCCCACCUUGCAUCCAGGGUAUGGUGUAAAUAAACCCGUGUUGUCAUGGCAA